CACCACUCCUACACUACUCACAAGUAUAACAACACCGCCUUUAGUAACUUCAUCCCCAACUAACUAAAAUUUCCCGCCAAAGAAAAAGUCACAAUAAAACAAAACGCAAGGCGCAUAACAAGCGUGACUGAGUGAGCGAGAGUGUUCUUACUUCUUCUUACAACAAACAAACCAAAUGAAGAACGGAAAACGAACCGCUCUCUCAGAUCUCACAAAUUCAAGCCAUCUUUCAUCUUCAUCCGUUUCUUCAUCAGCCACCAUUGAACCAAUCAAGAAAAACCAAAUCAACAUUCGGAAAACCUGUUUAACUCCACUUCACGAUGUUAAGCCAUCAACCGUUCAUCGCACAAAGAACCAAAACAACACUGUAGCUCUUCCCACGACGUUAACAGUUCGAUGCAAAAAGAAACAACGCGUUGUGUCGAACGAACAAGAGGAUCUGGAGGAUUACAUUGAGAAACAGAAGGCGUAUUUUAAACAGAUUGAUGAAUAUGAACUCGAAGAAGAGGAGGUCGAAGAAUAUACUGAUGAGUGACUGAUCUAGUAUUUGAGUACUCGAAGCUAAUACGAUAAUGCAGUUAAUUGUUGAUGUUGAUAUAUAUAGUCUUCCGAAUUUGAGUUUUCUUAAUAGGUUUAGCGAAAAGUUGUUUAACACUAGCAAAUUGAUCUAGUUAGUAAAUUGAGACCUUAGAAACUGUUUCUUGUUUCAUAUAAGAGAAAUUCGCAAUUGGAUAUUUUAGUAUAUAUUCUUAUCUUACAGUUCAAACAUUGCAAUGAAUUUGCAUUGUUUUAUGAUUUACAUUUAUGGUUCCUUAUAUGAUAACUUGCCUAAUGACGAGAGAUCUUUAUUGGGCAUAAUUUUGGAAAUAUAGAUGGAUAAUUAUUACUCACUCA
Molecule: messenger RNA, 894 nt
Organism: Vicia villosa (hairy vetch)
Lineage: Eukaryota; Viridiplantae; Streptophyta; Magnoliopsida; Fabales; Fabaceae
Exons: 4
Coding region: 176-535 (119 amino acids)
Source: RefSeq, a predicted model, not a curated record